Aspergillus viridinutans is the source of this 2115-nucleotide messenger RNA. RefSeq lists its product as uncharacterized. The transcript has 4 exons. NCBI's taxonomy places the organism in Eukaryota, Fungi, Ascomycota, Eurotiomycetes, Eurotiales, Aspergillaceae. The coding region runs from base 1 to 2115 and encodes 704 amino acids. The record is from RefSeq and is a predicted model, not a curated record.
AUGGCUUCUCCCCGUCCUCCACACAACUUUGCUCCCCAAGGCUAUUCUCUACCGAACGGUGCUGCGGCUGCCGCUGGUCCUGUCCCUGGCGCCGCCCCUCUUCUUCCCAACAAUGGCCGGGUGAUUCAAAACGGCCCCGUCAGAGUGUUGUGUAUCGCAGAUGUCAGAGGAAAUCUGAAGUCUUUGAAUGAGCUGGCCAAGCAGGCCCGUGCUGACCAUAUCAUUCACACCGGCGACUUUGGCUUCUACGAUGAUACCUCUCUUGAGCGGAUUGCAGACAAGACUCUCAAGCAUGUGGCGCAAUACUCUCCAUUGCUGCCCGAAAGUGUAAAGCGCACGAUCGCCCAGACUCCUCCUCAGCAGUCUAUCAAGCAACGAUUCACUCCCGAUCAACUCCCCCUUUCCGAACUUCCAAUGCUGCUCGACAAGCGGCUCACACUCGAUGUUCCCGUAUACACCGUUUGGGGUGCAUGUGAGGACGUGCGGGUGCUGGAGAAAUUCCGCUCAGGGGAAUACAAGGUCAACAAUCUGCACAUCAUUGAUGAGGCUAACUCGCGGUUGCUUGAUAUCGGCGGUGUGAAGCUUCGUCUGCUUGGCCUGGGAGGUGCGGUUGUCAUGCACAAGCUGUUUGACAAUGGCGAGGGCAAGACCACGAUUGCUGGUGGCCAGGGCACCAUGUGGACCACUCUGCUUCAAAUGGGUGAGCUGAUCGAUACAGCCAACCGCGUAUACGACCCGUCGGAGACCCGCAUUUUCGUCACUCACGCCUCGCCUGCUCGAGAAGGGAUGCUGAACCAGCUGUCCGUGACUCUCAAGGCCGACUUCUCCAUUUCAGCUGGUCUUCACUUCCGCUAUGGUUCCUCCUACAACGAGUUCUCCGUCAAUCCCUCUCUGGACCACUACCGCGGUAAACUCGCCGCUUCCAAGGCCUCUUUCAACGAUGUUUGGGAGACUGUCCGCGGUGAGGUCGAAGCCGCUAUCUCCUCCAACGAAGCUCAGAAGACCCUCUUGGACAAUGCUCUCGACGUUGUUCAGAGAAUGCCUACUGUCGCCAAUGGUGGAAAUCCGUUCGGUGGCCCCACCGCCCCGGGCAACGCCGCGGGCCAAGUCGAUGAGAGCGCCUUCAAGAACAUGUGGAACUUCAACCUUGCAGACGCUGCAUUUGGCUUCCUCGUCCUUGAGAUUGAGGGUGGUCGCAUUGCGACGGAGAUGCGCGCUCAGGGCUUCAACUUUGCUCACCGUACUGGAAAGCCUCAAGUUGCUGCCGGACAGGCAGUAGCCAGUGGUCUUCCAGAUUCUCCAGCAACUACCACCCGUAUCCCUAGCGUUACUCCUCCCCAGUUCGGCCAAGCCCCUCCUGCGCCCACUCGGGCUGCGGCGCCCGCCCAGCAGCAAACUCAAGCAAAGGGUCCUGCUGCGGGCCCCACUCGCGCAUCCCCCGUCUCCGUCAUUCCUAAGCCUGCCACUCCACAGCCCUCUGGCGCUGCACCUCAACCCAGUGCUGCUUCGCCGGACAAGGCGGCUACCGUCGAGUCCAACGGCACUGCCCAGCCAGAGAAGCCCUCGGAAUCUCCUUUGCCCAGAGGUGAGAAAAGGCAGAGCAACGGACUAUUUGUCUCCAAUGUCGAUAACGAACAGGCGGUUCGCGAUUUGUUCCCCGAGGAGGAUAAAACAAAGAUCCUCAAAGUCGAAAAAUGGGGCAAGUACAAUCAUGUUGUGACCUUCGCGACUGUUGAGGAAGCCAAGGCCGCGCUUGACCGUCAGCCAGCCGAACAUAAGAAGCCCAGCGCGCCUGGUCAACCUCGCAAACCUAAUCUGAAAUUCUUCGAGGAUCGCGGCUCCCACCGUGGUAAUGCCGGCACCUGGCAAGCCAGCAACAGAGGCACCAACGCAUCCCAGCGUGGAUACCAGAGCGGGGGUGCUAGUGACAGCGAGGGAGGCCGAGGACGUGGUGGUUUCAGCGGACGCGGACGUGGCCGUGGCACCGACCGCGGUGGACGUGGUGGAAGAGGUGGCCGUGGCGGCUUCAGCAAGGGAGGCGCCUCGGACUCUCCUACGGUCUCGACAUCGACACCCUCCAGUGAAAAGCCCGCUCCCUCUGGCGGAGAGUCCUGA